GGCUAGAGGAGUGGGACACGUCGCAAGGCUGUUUCCGCCGUACUUCCCUCAAGCGGUUGGGCCAGGUCGUGCAGCUCGGCCAUCCCCCGCGCGAGCGCUGCUUGCAGCCUAUCGCCGCACACUCCGAUUUCACCGUCAUCCACGUCAACGGGAUCCAUCUCGUUGGCGUGCGCUUCUGCGGCUGCGGGCGCGGCGCACCGACACAUCGUCAGCAACUCAUGCGGAUCGGCUGGUGGCCCGGGAGCGUCAAGAACCCGCAAACAGUGGCGUCCAUCUCGUGCCUCCGGCUGUUCCAUAAGCUCAACGCGGUCAGCAAGAUAUCGCAGUACGAGUUCUAUCGCGGGAUCGAGCGCCUCACGGACAACACGGGCAACCUGAAGAUGCCGGAGAAGCGUCGUGUCUUCAGCUCAAUGGUCAGUCAAUAUCGGCACACGACCAUGCUCUGUCGCGCCGGACGAGGGCACGUGGACGACGGCGUCAACACGACGCCUGCGGGAGGACUCGCGUUGCCAUGCCUCGCAUGCCCGCACCCAGGGCGUAAUCUGCCCAAGGAUUGGGAGAGAGCCGGACCGGAAGAGAGCUUCCUAUAUCGGAAGUUCAUUGCACAGGAUGCGAACUUUCGCCUGGCUAACGCGAUGCGGUCCAGCGAGGCUCGCAACCCGGUCUUGGGCGAUGGAUGGGGCUACUUCGUGGGGAGGGCGUCGUACAUGGACUAUGUCCGUUCUUUCGCGAACGAGGAAGACAUAUCAACGUGUUCGGGCUUCGCGGCAGUUUUCCUAGCCAAUCUCAAGCGUGUACGCGGCUUGCGUGCGACGGGCGUCGCGGCCGUUAUAUGCUCACGCCACAAUAUGUUCCUUCCUAACGGGAUCGGGGAUCUACAAAAGGGAGAACGUUUCUGCAAUAUGACCUAUGUCCUCGCGUCAGCGCUUGCGCAUGAGCAAGUGCAACACAUCGUGUACUCAUACGACGUCGCCUGCGUCUUCGACAAGAACCUCCGCGAGCGCAUAUCCACCCUACCCGACCACCUCCAGCAGCGGAUUGCCGACCUCGUCUUUAGCUUCUUCGUACCCAACUUCCAUUUACCCGCGCACCGUGCGCCAUGCCACGCACCGUAUUCAUUCCAUUUCGCUCCGGGCGUCGGCCGCACGCAUGGAGAGACCGUCGAAGAGAACUGGUUCAUCAUGAACAAGGCCGCUGCGCAGACGAAGCCGAUGGGUCCCGGCACGCGACAGCUCACUCUAGAAGACCACGCGGGAUGCCACGACCAUGAGUCAAGUGUUUCUUUAGGCCGACUGCUGCCAAGGAGGCUCGUCCGGACUAUCCAGUCCUUCAUGAGCUCGUACGACGAGUACGAGCAGCUACGGGACGGCAUCGAGAAGAGGAAUCCCGCCCUCGUCGCAGAGUGGAUCGCCCUCGAGAAGAAGUGGCAGGAAGAUCGGUCAUCAACGACGUGUCCGUACGAGCACGCAACUCAAGUCCAGAACCUCAAGGAUGCGGAGCUUGUCCUCCAGCAACAGGAGAUGCAACGCACACCUGACGGUACGGCUGUCGUGCAGGAGGUGACGGUCACGGCGUUCAUCAAACUCGGCAUUGAUAUACAACACGCCCAGCGCCUCCUUGUCAUUGACUUGAAGGCAGCGGGCCCCCAGCCCACCAGCACGCAGCAGCUGGAUGUCCUCAAGAAGCGUGCAAAACUUCGCAAGUCCAUCGACAAGUUCCGCUCAUGGCAGCGCAUCUACAUGCCUUCCCUCGCCGACCACCUGUCUCAUAACGACCUCAACACCUAUGGCAAAGUCAUUGACGAGACCGAGCACAUGCGCCUGUUCCUGCCGUCAGAACUCUCGGAUGCGGCACGUAAUUCGGCAUGCGCCCCUGGCGUCGUGACGACGGAGACGACCCUCCGUGCUGCUGAGGCUGAGCAGAGUCUCGAGGACCUUCGCCGUGCCCUGCGAAUCAAGACCGCCACGAACCAGUUCCGACAAGCCAACGUGCGCCAUAUCAGCAUGGCCACGCGAGCUCAUACGGCCUUCGACAAGAUCGCGAAGCGUGUCCACAUCGCCAAAAUGCGCUAUCGAUUUGCUCGCAAUUGUUUGGUGCACCUUCGCGGGCCGGGCGAGUGGGAGAGGCAGCUGCGUCCUCUCAACGACGAGGACAUCCGGGCGCUCAAUGAGCGUGCUCUGACGGCGGAGGAGCGUGCGGAGCGCGAGCGUGCGCGUGCACUCGGUCACGACGUUGAUUGGGCCGCGUCCGAUGGUGUUGUCCUUGAGGGAGUGGUCAACGCUGGCGAAGGAAGUCGGCGACUUUCGUGGAUAUGGUAUAUGGAUCCUGGACAAGCAGCUAUCACGGAUCACAACCUCAACGAUGCCCUGCGCGUCGAGUUCUUGAAGUCAAAGGCGCGCCGCGACCGGGAUCGCGAGGAGAUCCAACUCCUUUUGGAGGAGAUGCGCAGGACUAUCGCAUCGCUCGACUACGACUCGGAGCAGUGGUCCGAGCGAGCAGGCCUUCGUCAAGGUUGCGACGACGCCCUUGCUGAUGGUCUUCGCUCGUACGCGAUGGAGCAGGCUGCUUGGCGCAGUGAGCGGGCUGCCCUUCUUGAGAUGAAGUGGAAGCCUGUGCAGGACGCGGCGCGAUUGGCCCUGGAUCUACACUUCGACAAUUUGGGGCAGCUCACAGACGAGGAUGCGGCACAGGAGUUGCAGGACACGCUCGACGGUGUGGACAAGGAUGACACAGAAGAUUUCGGAGAGGACGUCGAUAUAUAAGUGUAGUCGGCUACUUUACUAUGUAUUAUCUGCACGACAG
Schizophyllum commune H4-8 is the source of this 2802-nucleotide messenger RNA. RefSeq lists its product as uncharacterized. Bases 219 to 2762 code for a protein of 847 amino acids. The record is from RefSeq and is a predicted model, not a curated record. Lineage: Eukaryota; Fungi; Basidiomycota; Agaricomycetes; Agaricales; Schizophyllaceae. The transcript is spliced from 10 exons.